AUGUCGUUUAUGCCUCCUUCCAGCAACUCGGAAACUUUCUCUUUGCUGCCCUCAGCAGUACGAGCAAAAGAAAAUCAUCAAAUGGCGACCAACAUCGUUGGCAAUUCGGAUAACAGCAGCAAUGGUGACUUCGUAUACGCUGUGUUGGACAAGAAGCUUGAUAGUGGCAACGUCGAGUCCAAGUUUGGCAAUGCUGUUUCAGUUAAAAUUGCCAUUCCUACUGACAACGAUGCUGAUCGUGAAGAGUCUGGCCGCUUGAUUCCGUUUUCUGCUUUUCUCACAGAAUGCAAUCGUGAAACCAUGGAGCAAUUGGCAGAGCUUCGAAGCCGCAUUCUCAAUCUAGAAGAUCAUGUGGAUAGUAUUCAAACCGACUUGGUAAAGGAACAACGCCGUGGAAAUGAACUCCAAGCCACAACUACUGACCUAAAAAGCCAAGUUGAUAUCCAGGAAAACGAGUUUAUGGCACGCCUCAAUAAUGUUCAAGAGCUCAUAAACGAUUCUAUCGAAAAUCAACUCCAUUCCUCCGAAAGUUUUAGGGAUCGGCUAGCUAGCUUGAUGGCUGUAGGGGGGUACAACCCAAUUCUUCAGACACGCUCCGCGAAGUCUGUUGAGGAGCGCAAUGGUUUCGAUUCCAAGGCCAAUCUCAUUCGAUCCGUCAACUCUAACGUUCGAAGCCAACUUGCGGAAGCCGAAGCGAUUUUGGAAACAAUCAAGAAGCAGAUUGCUUUCGAGAUCGCGGGGGCUUCCACAAAUCAGAAUGCGGAUAGUGACAAGAUUGGCUGUACCGUUUCUACUUAGCUUUCCGCGCGGCUGUUUUG
This is a messenger RNA of Phaeodactylum tricornutum CCAP 1055/1, 818 nucleotides long. RefSeq lists its product with no specific name. NCBI's taxonomy places the organism in Eukaryota, Bacillariophyta, Bacillariophyceae, Surirellales, Neidiaceae. The transcript has a single exon. The record is from RefSeq and is a predicted model, not a curated record. Bases 1 to 798 code for a protein of 265 amino acids.